Molecule: messenger RNA, 1068 nt
Organism: Scomber japonicus (chub mackerel)
Lineage: Eukaryota; Metazoa; Chordata; Actinopteri; Scombriformes; Scombridae
Product: rab GTPase-activating protein 1-like
Exons: 8
Coding region: 1-1068 (355 amino acids)
Source: RefSeq, a predicted model, not a curated record
AUGAUGGAGGAGGUGUCCAUGAUGACGGCAUAUGACGAGCAUGUUGUGGACCAGAUGAGCGAGGAGGAGAUCCUGGCCUGUCUUGUGGCUGAAACAGAACCUACAUUCACAGUCCCGACGAAGAAAGCAAAACUGAGAGAAAGCCGACUUCAAAUAAUGGAUGAUGUGGAAAAAGAGGACCCCAUGGACAAAUACCUGAGGGAGAACCACCGGCUUCAACAGGCCAGCCUCCGUCUGGAGCAGGAGAAUGACAACCUGGCCCACAGACUGAUCACCAGUAAGGUUGCCCUUAGGAACGCUCUGGACAAGGCGGAGGACAAGGUGGAUGAACUGGUCAGAGACCUCCUGUUGACCAGACAUCGAGUGCAGGCGACAGAGGAGGAGAAGAGGGGGAAGGAGGAGGAGGCUGAAAUGUUAAAGGAGGUGUUUCGUAGAGAGCUGGAGAAAGCUGAGCAGGAAGUCAAGAGGUCAUCGGGCAUCAUUGCAGACUACAAACAGAUCUGCUGUCAGCUGACAAACCGUCUGGAGAGGCAACAGGCUUCCCACAGAGAAGAGUUCGAUUCACUCAAGAGCGCGGUGAAGGCUUGCCCUCGCUGUCAACACAUUGUAGAAUCGGAUGAACAGUCUGCCGCAGGUCAGGAUUCUCUAACAGAAGUGUCAGCGGGGGACCAUCUGAUGACCGAACCAGGCCAGGAGGAGAACACCACAGGACCCAGAGAGGCAGAGCAGAGGAGGGAGGACCAGGAGAAGGAAUCUCUGAAGGCCCAGAUUACGGAGCUGGAACAGGAGUUGGCCCAGACCAAACUUCAGAUGGUGGAGGCCAAAUGCAAGAUCCAGGAGCUGGAGCACCAGAGAGGAAUCCAGGCCAAUGAUCUCCAGGAGGCAAAGAACAGCUGGAUAAGCAAGGCUUUUACCUCCCUGCGGACGUCCAGUGGGGGGCUUCACAGUAUUAGUGUACCCAGAAAAGGGGCUCCGGCAGUGAACUGGAGCCUCCACAGCGGCUCCCUCUCUGGAUGGAGCACCAAGAAACUAGCGUGGCUUCACAGAGAAAAUCAAGAAAAUGUUUGA